AAUUCAGAUGCUUUAGAGCUGAUUAAAAUAGUGAUAAAAGGGUUGGAAAAAAUCCCAUCAUCUUUCAAUUGCUGGCAACAUAUAAUUCAACCACGGUACAAAACCCAUAAAUAUAAUUGCGAGAAUUUAACAGUUUGCGCCUGCAAAACUUUUGCUGUUACGUAGUUCAGCAAAAGGCACUUGCCUGGAAUAGGUAUUUUCUGAUGGCUGGCUGCUUUGGAAAAUUGUGUGGUGUGGAGAGAGUUAAGGUGUGGUGGAGGAAACACGUGUUGGUGCAGGAGCAGUGAGAAGGCUCUGGGGCAGAGCAGUGUGGUAGUGGGAGGCUUGGAGAGAGGAUUGGAGAGCAGCUCUGCUCAUCCCACCUGGCUAGGGUUUUGGUCCGCAGUCAGCAACAUGAGAAAUCAGAUAGACCUGCUGGCCACUGUCACGGUUUUGGGAGUCCUGGAGCAAGCCUAUUUUGUGCUGCAGGUGAUCUAUGCCCGGCGAAAGUACAAGAUCUCCCCUCCCAAGACAACAGGUCACCCUGAAUUUGAGCGGAUCUUCAGAGCUCAGGUGAAUUGCUCAGAGUACUUCCCGAUCUUCAUCUCACUCCUCUGGGUUGCUGGAAUCUUCCUCCAUCAAGGUGUGGCUGCUGCAUGUGGGCUGCUGUACCUCUACACCCGCUUCAAGUACUUCCAGGGAUACAUCGUGGCUGCGCAGGGACGGUUGGGGCCGCUGUACGCCAGCGCCUGGCUACUCUGGCUGCUGCUGGGGCUGGCGGUGGCCGGGCUCCUGGCACAUUUCCUACUGUCCCCCUCUUCUACAUGGAUGGCAGCGCUGGCGCGGCCCCUCCAGCCGCUCGGUGCCUGGUGAGAGGGGCCGCGGCUCUCCCAAAACCCACCGUUCGCUCUCGGCAGAGGGGAGGGAGUCGCGUGGCACGGUCAGAGACUGAGUAUCGCUCCCCAGCUCUGUGCUUACCUUUGAAGCGAGGUGGAUGCUGGCACUCCUCUGCUCGUGAAGCUCCAGUCUUCAGAGAAAAUUUUCCUUCUAGAAAGCAAACACUGCCCAGCCUCUGCCCCUGCCGAUGGGCUUCACUGACAGGCUUUGUAGCACUCUCAGCUCUUAAACCUCUAAUGCCUUUGGCUUUGCUUCACAGAGCACGGAUUGACCCAAACGCUGUCAUCACUCCUCCUUACUGCUGUAAUGAUCUAUGUUGAAGGAUCACAACAUGGAUAUACAAAAAAUAAAUUCCUUUUCUCAGUAGAAAUCA
Molecule: messenger RNA, 1249 nt
Organism: Harpia harpyja (harpy eagle)
Lineage: Eukaryota; Metazoa; Chordata; Aves; Accipitriformes; Accipitridae
Product: leukotriene C4 synthase-like
Exons: 5
Coding region: 394-852 (152 amino acids)
Biological process (GO): leukotriene biosynthetic process
Cellular component (GO): nuclear envelope; endoplasmic reticulum; membrane
Molecular function (GO): enzyme activator activity; leukotriene-C4 synthase activity; glutathione peroxidase activity
Source: RefSeq, a predicted model, not a curated record